AAUCUUUUCAUUAUUAUCAUCAUCAAACCCUUUUCUCUCUCUUUUUUCUCUGGGUAUUUAAACUCAGAUACAAUGGAUAAAUAUCAAAAUUGAUUCCUAUCUGAGCUCAAUUAGUUAAACUUUAUUGCGACUCCACUUCUUACUUGUGAUUAAUCACUUGUGUGACAUCAAAUACAUCAAUCAAAUUUCUUUCCCUUUGUGACAAGUUUGUUAAAAAAAGAGUUUAGCUUUUUCCCUUUGUUAUUGUUUUUCUAGACUCUUUCUCUCUGGUUCACUUUGUUUCUCAAACCAACACAUCUGAAUUCAACAUGAAAUUUCUUGGUCUUAUUAAUUUAAUUGUUUUCUCGUUAUUGUCAACCAUUUUGGUCAUCAAUGGAGUAACCGGUUUUCGCCUAAGACGAGCAUUGUUUGAUCCAGUAAUGAACAAUCCAGCCUCUACGACUAAUCUUGGUCAAUCUUCAUUUCCCUGGUUUGGUCCUUCUCUAUCUCAACAAAGCUUUCCAUUCCCCAAUUUUCCCAGUGCCGACCAGAUAAGGAGACAAGUCCAAAGCUACAUUUCGGCUGUGACACAACACAUCAAAGAUCAACAAGUACAGAACUCUGUUAAUUGUACUCCAUCAGAAACCAAGACGGAAAUUAUCAAUAUAAAUGGCCGUAGAUAUAAUCGCACCGUAACAACUUGUUUAGCCAGUGGAUCAGGUUCAGCGGCAAGCGCUAUAUCAUCAUCCACAAUACCAUUGGAUAAUUAAUUCUGAUGACGCAUCAAAUUAUAUCGGCCUUAAUCACAUUAUGCAUGUCCAACAUCAUAUUUUUCUGCUUCAUCAUUUGUACUCGUUGCCAAACAAGUUAUUAAUCAAUUCAAGUUCAAAAACUUUAAGCCUUUGGUUAUGGGUCUUUGGUUUCAUGAUUUCUUUAAACAACAAAUGUAUAGUUUUACUUCAUAUUAUUGCAAUGGAAAAUGGAUAUUAAUUUAGUUAUCUAGAUCGGAUCAACUGGAUUUGCCUUUUUUCUCAAAAAUCUACAAAUUUGGUGUCAUUCACACCUAUUGCAUCUUAAAGACAAGUUAAUUACAAUGACAAAUUGAAUAUAUUUAAAAGCGUUCAACUGUAAACCAUAAACAAUCCAAGUUAACUCUGCAAAAUAAAAUACAAAAAUUUUGAAAUAUCAA
Tetranychus urticae (two-spotted spider mite) is the source of this 1168-nucleotide messenger RNA. RefSeq names its product DNA (cytosine-5)-methyltransferase 1. NCBI's taxonomy places the organism in Eukaryota, Metazoa, Arthropoda, Arachnida, Trombidiformes, Tetranychidae. Gene Ontology annotation, biological process: negative regulation of gene expression via chromosomal CpG island methylation. Gene Ontology annotation, molecular function: chromatin binding; DNA binding; DNA (cytosine-5-)-methyltransferase activity. The record is from RefSeq and is a predicted model, not a curated record. Gene Ontology annotation, cellular component: nucleus.